GAAACGUUUUCCAGAACAAUGAUGUUCACAAAGUCAACAAAUACUGCUUUCUAUGGUGGAAGAAAGGAGGAGUUACAAAACGCCAAAAAUGAAAUUUCAGCUAUUUAUUUAUCAAUAAUAUUGCCAAUCCUUGUAAUAUUGAUACUUCUGGGAGUUGUGGGAGCAAUAUUUUAUUGGAGAAGGUUCGUAUAAUUCUAUUAUAAACAGGAUGCUGGUAAAGUGAGACUAUUUAGCAAAGUUUCACGAAAAAUAAAUCAGAUCAUUUCACAAUUCGCGUUUUACCACCAUGUUUAACGCAGAAUAUUCUCUUUCUACCUGUUUUAACGCAAAAUAGAGUUUAAGUAAAGGAUUUCGCGUUUCUCCGCAACCAAAUAUAUCACGCGCGAUCACAAAAACAGCCAUUAUAUACCGCCCUCAUGAAACUGCUGAGUAUAGUUGCUUCACUGUCGAGAGAUGGCGUUUAUAAAAAAAAAUGACAUAUUAUAUCUAAAACCUGAGAAACUGUGGGUGUCCAGCGUAUAAUUGGCCGCGCGGUGUUGGAUCAAUGUGUACCUUGUGGAAAAUGUCUCGACAGCCACUCAUUUAGCAGAAAAAAUGUACUUUUUGACGUUUCGAGCAAAAGCCCUUCGUGAGGAGGGUUAUAGGGUCUUUGCUCGAUACGUCGAAAAGUUUAUAUUUUAUAUGCUUUUUUCCCCUACGUCUUUCAAGGGAUUUAUUGCGCACACAUGCCUUCACCAUCGGCGCGGCAUCCCAAAAAGGUAGAUGGUUGGUCAUUGAAAGUUAGUGGGAUCAAAGAUGAAGACAAUACUGAAAAUAAAAUUAUUAAAUUGAAUACGUUUCUUUUUGAAGACAUAACAAAGAAAAAAAUGUUGCUACACAAGCGGUUCAAAAGCAAAAUCAAGAUUCUGAAAGGUAUGCAGAAUGAAAGACUAUAUACAGUAGAUCCUGAACCUCUCCUAACAGAUCUCUCUAUAUUUAUGAUAAGUAUAUAAUAAUAUACGGUUGUUUCUCAUACGACCAACGGACACUAAAGCUCGUUUUCAGACAGAAAAUUUAUAUAAUCAUGGUAUAAUUUACCAUUUAAAACACGCGUAUAGGAGUUUUUUAUCAUAUUUAAAAUGCGAGUGCGCAGCACUCGAUCCACGAGCAUGCACUAGUUAGAUAUGAUAAAACACCACUAUACAAGUGUUUUGAAUAGCUUCAAACACGACUACAAUAGAUUAUAAUAAUUAUUAUAAAGAAUCACGAAUUAGGAUGAACUUUUAUAUAUAAAGAAUACUAAUAAAGGUGAGUUGUAUCAGGUAUAAAGCCUCUUCACGUGACAUAUUAUGGUUGACAUGAUUUGUCAAUAAGCGUUUUGAAUUAUUAAUGAUGCAUGUUUGAAAUUAUGUUCAUCGAUCAUGUGCUAUUUUAGAUCCAAGAGUCAUACACCAACAUCUUUAUCAAAAACGUCACCUGGAUCUGGUGUUACAUCAAAAGCAAGCACAAACCCAAUCUAUGACUCGGGAGAAAAUGCAGGGUAUGAACACGACCCUGAGGAAACAGAGAUGCACAGCACGACGGAUAAUGUUCUCUAUGAACCAGCAAAUGAACUGUGGGAUGGAAUAAAUCCUGUAUAUGAAGGGACUGAUAAUAUCAACAUUAAUAAUGUUGAUUCAACGUACGCAGAACCAUUUCAGUAGAUCGAGAGGGACGAAAGCUUAGACAAUAUAUAGGACUCUCCAAUCGCGCGGUUGUCGGACCCUGUAUUAUUCUGCACCCUGCAUGCAAGCAGGGACGAAACUACAGGAGGGUUAUGGGAUAAACCUCAUAUUUUAUGUUAAUACAAUUUUGUUGGGCAAGUAAUUAAUGUCCUAAAUAGCCAGACGAUUUAAUCAAUGUGGUAGAUUAAAAAUAUUAUAAUAUAGAAUGACGUUUUUUAACGUUUUGUUAAAUAGGAACCAUCUUUUCUUAUUGGAAACUUUUCUGAUCGGAAGAUUCCCUCCGCGGCAGGAGGAAUUUGAGUAUGAUGGAGCCACGCCAUUCUUGGCGGGAAAACUAACACUUAAGACUUAAAUUUUCAAUUUCAACUUGUAUAGUAUGGAUGGAUAAGCAAAAUCCACGCGCUCCACCGCAGGUACGCCAAUCUCCUUUGUUUUUUCAGGCAAGUAUACCACGUAGAUACACGCGGGACUCUCACUAUAUCUGCGUACUUACAUUUUAUUGGAAAACCACAUCACCUUUCCAAGCCCAAGGAAUUCAGAACCGUAGUUAUAUGUAUUGUUGCCAGAGAUUUGCCAGGCGGAAAACGAAUUCUUAUAAUAAAUAUGAGAGCCCAACAUAUAACUUUUAACAAAGCCAUUUUAAAAAAUGGUUAAGAUUUUAAAGAAUUUUUAUUGUAACGUUUCGUCUUUGACUUAAGACAUCUUCGGACUAGAUAUUUGAAUAUAUAUAUAUAUAUAUAUAAGCUAAUUUAGUAUAAUCUAUUUACAAGGUGUUAUGCUACUAAGGAUAAUAAAGGAUAAGAGGAUGUAUGUAUGACAAGAUCACGAUACAAAUCAGGAAACAAAACAGAUACCAGACAACGCGGCAAAUUACAGCAGGUUAAUCGGAAUAGAGCUGCCCUGGACGUUAAGAGAGGGUUACAAUAAAAAUUAAGAAACGUUACAAUAAAAAUUCUUUAAAAUCUUAACUGUUUUAAUGGCUUUGUUAAAAGUUAUAUGUUGGGUUCUCAUAUUUAUUGUAAGAAUUAGUUAUAUGGAAGUAUAGGUAUGAUGGACUGAUGCAUGGCAUAA
Molecule: messenger RNA, 2774 nt
Organism: Paramuricea clavata
Lineage: Eukaryota; Metazoa; Cnidaria; Anthozoa; Malacalcyonacea; Plexauridae
Source: the annotation of a GenBank genome assembly